Messenger RNA from Penicillium brasilianum, 900 nucleotides. The record is from the annotation of a GenBank genome assembly. Lineage: Eukaryota; Fungi; Ascomycota; Eurotiomycetes; Eurotiales; Aspergillaceae.
AUGGCUACCGACAAGAACUAUGCCCUCUACCACUACACACCCAGUCUUCCAUGUGCAAUCCUUCUAGCUGCCCUCUUUGCGUUGACGACUGUCUUCCAUCUGUAUCAGCGAAUCAAAGCGCAUUCAAAAUACUUCAACCCGUUUAUUGUGGGGGGUAUCUUCCAAAUCAUUGGUUAUGGAGCCCGCGCUGGUUCUCAUUUCUAUAUGGACUCCACGAUUCUUUACGCAAUUCAAUCACUUCUGAUUUUAUUGGCGCCAACGCUAUACGCAGCCUCGAUAUAUAUGGUACUUGGCCGAAUUAUCGCCUUCCUUCGCGGUGAACAUCUAAGUUAUAUCCCCAUCGAAUGGAUGACAAAGGUCUUUGUUGCUGGGGACGUUCUGUCCUUUAUCCUUCAGGCUGCCGGAGGCGGAAUUAUGACAAGCGGAUCUGAGAAUACUGUCAAGAUCGGUCAAUGGGUCAUUGUGGCAGGACUCUGCGUCCAGCUCAUAUUUUUCGGGGCAUUUGUGAUUACCUCGCUCAUCUUCCACAUCAAGGUCAUGCGACAGCCUACCAUCGAAAGCGAGAGAUCCAUGAAUAAAGGUGCCUCGAUCUGGCCUCGAGACUGGAGAGGUCUCCUUUUCGCAUGCUACAUCGCUAGCGUAUUGAUUCUAAUUCGAUCUGUAUACCGUCUUAUUGAAUUUGUGCAAGGAAAUAAUGGGUACAUUAUCAGCCACGAGGUAUUCUUGUAUGUGUUCGACGCCGCGAUAAUGUUCUCGGUGAUGGUCGUGAUGAACGUGCUCCAUCCCUCGUUUGUUUUGAACAAAAAGAUGGAAACACAUAUUCCACAACCUGAAAGAGAUAUUCAGUGGAAGUCCGAUCUUGAGAUGCAACAACGCCCUCUUUCAAUCACCCGGAAUUAG